GGCUUUGAGUACUAUUGUGUUGUGAAUGGAGUUAGUCUGACAGCUCGGUAUGAGAACGAGAGCUCCAUCCUGUGUACAGUGGGCAGUGGACAAUUCACACUUUUUGCUGGGAUCAGCAGUUCCCCAGUGAUUGCCAUGGUAAUCUGGUCAGCGAAUGACAUCAACCACCCACUGAGCAGCAUCAUGCAACAGACCAAUGUGACACUGUAUGAUUGUCGUGAAAUGGCUAGUAGAUGUUCAGAGUGCCUUGCGUCCAGAAUUGGGUCACAGUUCACAUGUGGGUGGUGUGAGAACAGCUGUGAGGUGACGCAAGAGUGUUCCAAUAGUUUCACUACUGAAGGGGGCAGUUGCCCUGCUCCUGUUAUCAACUCAUUCACUCCAAUGUCUGGACCAGUUGAAGGUGGUACAACAAUCACUGUAACGGGAACUGACCUCGGAGUGACCUUUGUUCACAUUCAAAACGCCAUCCUUACAUUAGGAAAUGUGGUCUGCACUCCCACUAAAACUGGCUACAUACCAGGGCGUCAGUUUGUCUGUGAAACCACCAACUUUGUAACUGGAGGGUCCAAAGAAUUCUCUCUGACUAUUGGCUCUAGAGAGGCCAUCGUAAACGCUGGCUCCUUCACUGCGGUAGAUCCUACUGUCAACAGUAUGACUCCGACCUUUGGACCCAUGGCCGGGGGAACCACAGUGACUGUGAGGGGAACGACACUGGAUGUGGGUAAUCAGAACGACACUGGGGUCUCUCUAGAGGAUGAAGGGUCAAUCUACGUCUGCAACAUAAUAUCUAUCCAAUCUGAUGAGAUUCGUUGCAGGACCACAGCAGGACCCCUCACCUCCAAUGCUUCGGUAGUGGUGUCCAUUGAUGCUGCCAAAGUCAGCAAUCCAAGAGUUGUAUUCAGUUAUCGUAACAACCCCAAUGUAACUGCCGUGUUUCCUAGCAACACCAUUCCCAGUGGAGGUAUCACACUGACCUUCACUGGAGUGUACUUGGAUGUGGUACAACGGCCUGUGUUGGAGGUCUACCAGAAAAUGGGGGAUCUUCUGAUGAGCAACUGCAGUGUUGUGAACACUACCGCCAUCACAUGCUCAACUCCUAAUCUAAUGACGACCUCACUGACCCAACUGGACUAUGCUCUGCUGUUUGAUGAUGCCCCACCCACCAAUCAAACACUCGUCCCAAUCAGUGUCUUUUCAAAUCCCUCUAAUUUCCGGCUGGAGGGUUCUCAAGAGGUCACCAGUGGCACAGCGACCCUCAUACGCAUUGUGGGUGAUAAUCUCGACUCAGUGGAGACCCGUGAGAUACAAGUGACAGUGGGAGGGGAGGAGUGUGCCGAAACACCCAGUGAAUCAAGAAGGAGCGAAGUCAUUUGUAGUGCUCCCUCAGAGCCCCCAGGAGGGGUAAACUCAGCCAUCAUACAAGUGAACAUUGGGAUCAACAUUGCUCACGUAUUGGACCAGCGACUGAACUAUACAGAUCCUGUGGUGGCGGUUCCUGGGGCAAUGGUCCCUCUGGAAAUCAUCAUUCCGAGUGUUUUUGGGGUGGUUGUGAUGAUCGUGUGUGUAAUGAUAAUCACAUUCGUCUGCUUCUAUCGCAACUGGCAGAGGAAGUCAGUGUCCAUUGCUUUGCACGAACAAAUUGUGCAGCUUGUGGCUACCAGUGUUAGAAAAACUCAGGAGGUAGUGGAUGGCAAUACUGCACUUGUUAAAUCAGAGCUCGAUGAGAUUGCUGAGUCCAUCCCAGACUCAUUCAAAAUACCAGCCUCAAUAUUGAAGCUCUCCAGUACUGCAAUAGGACAAGGUGAAUUUGGCAUUGUGUACAAGGGCGUCCUGAUAGACUGGAACAAUGUACCUAUACAAGGGGUGGCCGUGAAAACAUUAAAAAGUCUGUUCUCGUUGUCGGAUUUUCAGAGCAUGGUGUGUGAGGUGAACAAGAUGCAGGACUUUGACCAUCCUCACGUCAUGUCCCUGAUUGGGGUGUGUCUCGAUGCUGGCCCAGGUGUUGCCAUAGUGAUGCCAUAUAUGGCCAACGGGAGUCUCCUCGACUACCUCAAGAGAGAGAGGAGCAGCCUUGAGCUGGAUGAUGACUGUGAGGUUGAUCAGAUUCUGUCAAUGAGGAAACUGCUACUAAAGAUGUGCCAUCAGAUAGCACUGGGAAUGGCCUACUUGGCCGAACAGAAAUUUGUUCAUCGAGACCUUGCAGCCAGAAACUGCAUGUUGGACUCGGGAGGGGGUAUCAGGGUGGGAGACUUUGGUCUGGCUGAGGACGUCUAUGCUAGCGGCUACUUCAGACAGAACAACCGAGCCAAUGUGAAGCUGCCCUACAAAUGGAUGGCCUUGGAGAGUCUCAACGAUGCCAUCUUCACAGAGAAAACUGAUGUGUGGUCGUAUGGUGUGACUGUGUGGGAGGUCUUCAAUGGAGGACGGACCCCCUACCCUGCCGUGGACCCGCUGUCCCUCAUCCAGUUGCUGAGGGAGGGGCGGAGAUUAGAGAAACCUCUCAACACAGCCUGUGCCACCGAGAUUUCUGUGGUGAUGCGCAAGUGUUGGAGGGAGGAUCCAGAGGAGAGGCCAACCUUCUCACAACUGUCCUCCAUUGUGGAGAAACUACUGGCAUCCAUCUCUGACUACACUGAGCUCGGAAUGGUGUUAGUGGACACCAGUCAAGAGGAGGAACAGCUCAAAUAUGACUAUGUACUGACGCCCACUGAAGCUUCUCAUCACUAUGGUAACCUUCCAUCAGCUGACUGUCUAACAAUUGAGAACAGUGCCCAUGGCCUCAAGGAGGAGCAGUUCAACUAUGUGUCCACGCCUACUGAAGCCCCUCAUCACCAUGGCGACCUUCUGUCAGGUAACCCUCUAACAACUGAGAACAGUACGUCUGGCCUCGGAGAAGAAAAUUAAUGACUACAAACAGACAAUAACUUUUGUUUAAUGGCCGAAUGACUCUCCUGUAUAAUAUUAUAAA
Molecule: messenger RNA, 2968 nt
Organism: Halichondria panicea
Lineage: Eukaryota; Metazoa; Porifera; Demospongiae; Suberitida; Halichondriidae
Product: hepatocyte growth factor receptor-like
Exons: 18
Coding region: 136-2904 (922 amino acids)
Biological process (GO): cell surface receptor protein tyrosine kinase signaling pathway; positive regulation of kinase activity; protein phosphorylation
Cellular component (GO): plasma membrane; signaling receptor complex
Molecular function (GO): ATP binding; transmembrane receptor protein tyrosine kinase activity
Source: RefSeq, a predicted model, not a curated record